Molecule: messenger RNA, 5514 nt
Organism: Owenia fusiformis
Lineage: Eukaryota; Metazoa; Annelida; Polychaeta; Sabellida; Oweniidae
Source: the annotation of a GenBank genome assembly
UUCUACAUCUAUAUAGGAAUCGGCACAAGGGAUUUAGUCUGCAGUCGUAGAAGUUUUCAUGUUUGCCUUGAGUGUUUUAUGUCUCUGGAGUUGAGUGACAUUGCAGUGUUUUAACACUUUAAGAACAAAAGUUUAAAUGCAGCCAAGAUUCAGAGCUUUAACAUUAUGUAAUUGGAACUGUGUAUAACAUAGGUUAUCACAUAUUUUAGACCUUUUACAUUAAGUUAUGCUACUUUUCUUUAUCAUUUGAUAAACAUAGGUAGUAUUUGAGCUCAAAAAGAUAAGAUAGUUAUCAAGAUAUCUGGCUAUAAAAACUUUUUACACAUGAUGAAUUAGACAAUUUUGGAAAGUUGGAACUUCCGAAGGAAAAAUUGUGCAAAUAUUUUGUAAUUAUUUAUUUCCUAGAUUACAGUAUUCCAAUAUGGAGCUUAUACCGUAUCAUAUAGGGUGUUUGUUGUUAAUUACUCAGCUGCUACAAGUUUUAGCCCAAGAUUUGGAUACUGCGGUGCUGCCGCUUGUAGCUGGGGGUAAAAGGAUUAUUCUUUCAAGUACAACAUGCGAACUUAGAGCUGAUAUUGUGAUUGUGAUAGACUCUUCUACGAGCGUGCGAUCUGCUAACUUUAAAAAACAGAUGUCAUUUGUUAGAAAUCUAAUAGAAGACUUUGAUGUAGAUGCCGAUCAGGUGAGAGUUGGAAUUGCCACCUACAGCACUAAAGAACAUGUUCACUUCCAUUUAGAUGAUUAUGCCGGCGACAAAUCUGCCCUUCUUGCUGCUAUCGAUAAUAUACCCUACAUAUAUGGCAGUACAAAUACUGCUGCUGGUCUUGCAAAGAUGCACAAUGAUAUGUUUGUUGAGAAGAAAGGAGAUCGUCCAGAUGUUCCCAAUAUUGCUAUCAUCAUGACUGAUGGUGUCUCAAACAUCAACAAAAGACGGACAAUUCCAGAAGCUGAAGAAGCUAGAGCCAAAGGCAUUCAUAUUUAUGCGAUUGGUAUCGGUCUCAGCGGUCAGUCUGAUGAGUUAGAUGCAAUGGCCUCACCUCCUAUUGAAGAUAAUCGUUUUCUUGUCAGCGGUUUUGCUGAAUUACAGAAAAUCAAGCAGACUGUAUACACCCAGUUCUGUAAACGUUUGGCCCCACCUACCCCUCAACCAGCUCUAGGCUGUGAUGUGAAGGCUGAUGUUGUAUUUGUUGUGGAUUCAUCAACAAGUGUAGGCAAGGGAAAUUUCCAAGAACAGUUGAGAUUCCUUGAAAACAUAGUAUCUUCACAGAACAUAGAUGGCGGUAAUGUGCGUGUUGGUGCAUUGACUUACAGUAGCCGUGUAAAAGUUCAUUUCAAUCUGAACGAAUAUAAUAAACUUGAAAGUCUGCUCAAUGCUAUCGGAUCAAUUCCUUACUUAUACGGAAGUACCAAUACAGCUGAUGGCUUACUUGAAAUGUACAGAGAAAUGUUUACUGAGGCUAAUGGCGACAGACCAGAUGUUCCUAAUAUAGCUAUUGUUGUGACUGAUGGCGUCUCUAAUGUAAACAGGAGACGAACCUUACCAGAGGCUAGAGCUGCACGUGCUUUAGGUAUUCACAUCUUCGCUGUGGGCAUUGGUCUAAGUGGCCAAUCAGAUGAGUUGGAUGGAUUAGCAACACCCCCUAUUGAGAAAAACAGAUUUCUUGUUGAUGACUUUGAGGACCUGAAAAAGAUUCAGUCUGCCAUUGUUAACACUUUUUGUGCAGAAAUUCAGGCCACCAAGCGACCGCUGAUUCCCCCUGUAGCAAAUGCAGGUGAAGAUAGGGAACUUCAACUUCCACUAGAGGAAGACCUCUACCUUGAUGGCACAGCAAGCACAGAUGACCUCAAGAUUGUCAUAUAUUCUUGGGAACAAAUUGGGGGCCCCUCUCCAGUGUUCAUUGAACCUAAAGAUGCUGCUCAACCAUUGCUAGAGGGACUCAACCAACCAGGAGAAUAUGAGUUUGAACUGACUGUCUAUGAUGAGGACAAGUUACUGGAUAAAGAUGCUGUAAAAAUCAAAGCUCUAAAAGCCAAUGAGCCUCCUGUUGCUGAUGCUGGACCUGAUAGGGAGAUAACUGUUACUGAUGACUGUGUGGAUCUUGAUGGUACAGCCAGUACUGAUGAUAAAGCUAUUGUCUUUUGGAUAUGGGAAAUACUCUCAGAGGAUGCACCAUCUUUGACUCUGUCUAAAGAGGAUGAGGCAGUUGUCACAGUGUGUGGGUUCACUGGUGUUGGGGAAUAUGAGUUCAUCCUUAGGGUGUUUGAUGAAGAUGAAAGAGACUCAUCUGAUACAGUCAAAGUUACAGUUAUAAAUCCCAACCAGCCACCUGUAGCAGUAGCAGGUCCAGACAUUGAGAUUACUCUGCCUGAGGACUGUGUUGACCUGGAUGGUACAAAGAGCAGUGACGACAAAGGGAUUGUCUUCUGGAUAUGGGAACAGCUUGAUGGGCCAGAGACGGGAGUAUUCUCGAAGCCAGAAAACCCAAAGACCAAACUUUGUGGUCUUAGUACCCCUGGGGAGUACACUAUAAAAUUGAUUGCAUUUGACGAAGAUGAAAUGGAUGAUAUGGAUACCUUGAAAAUUAGAGUAAUCAAGGAGAAUCUGCCCCCCAUUGCCAAUGCUGGCCCAGAUCAAGAAAUCACUGUUCCUAAAGAAUGUGUUACACUUGAUGGAACCAAGAGUACAGAUGAUGUUCAAAUAGUAUUUUGGAUAUGGGAACAAUUGAGUGGUCCUGAGACUGCAAAGUUUGCCCAGGAGGACUCACCAACAACUGAGGUAUGCGGCCUCACAACACCAGGAGAAUAUGAGAUAAAACUGGUUGUCUUUGAUGAAGAUGAAGUAUUCGAUGAGGACACAAUGACAAUCAUUGUAAAAGAUCCUAAGAUACCUCCUGUAGCUAAUGCAGGGAAGGACAAGGUGAUUGUCAGCCCUGAGGACUGUGUCACCGUUGAUGGCUCAAAGAGUACAGAUGAUAAACAGAUUGUCUUCUGGAGAUGGGAACUCCAAACUGCCCCUGGUCGUGUUGCAAGACCCAAGAUUAAAUCCGAAGACACACCUAAGACUGGAAUCUGCAACCUUGAGAUUGGAGAAUAUAUCUUUGAAUUGAUUGUGUUUGAUGAGGAUGAACUCUCUGAUACUGAUACAGUUACUAUCACUGUCAUUAAGGGCAAUGCCCCACCUGUGGCUGAUGCAGGGGCAGACCAGGUUAUUACACUACCAGAGAACUGUGUCAUAGUUGAUGGCAAGGAAUCUACAGAUGAUGAGGCAAUUGUUUUCUACAUUUGGGAACAGAAAGGAGGACCAGCAAAGACAGAUAUAUCUGACCAAGAAGCUGAGAAAACAGAGAUAUGUGGCCUGACUAUACCUGGAGAGUAUGAGUUCCAGCUGUUUGUCUCUGAUGCUGAUGAAGCUGAUGAUACUGACAGAAUGAAGGUCACAGUCAUAAAGAGCAAUAAGCCCCCAGUGGCCGAUGCUGGGCCUGACCAGAGAAUUACUCUACCCAAGGAGUGUGUGGAGCUUGAUGGAGGAAAAAGUUCUGAUGAUGAAGCUAUUGUCUUCUGGAGAUGGGAACCUCGAGGUGGACCUGGUGAGCCUAAGAUAUCCUCAGAUGAUGAGUCUAAGACAGAAGUAUGUGGGCUCACAAAGGAAGGAACGUAUGAGUUUGAACUGAUUGUCUUUGAUGAGGAUGAACUGUCAGAUACAGAUACAGUAAAGAUCAUAGUUGAACCGGGUAAUGAGCCUCCAGUGGCGAAUGCAGGAAAGGACCAAAUAAUACGACUUCCAAACACAUGCACGACACUGAGUGGCAAACAAUCUACAGAUGAUGUCAAAGUUGAGGUGUACGUCUGGGAAUUUGUGAAUGGUCCAAGUGAAGGUGGCAUACAAGAUGAGAAUGAGGCUCUCACAAGGGCAUGUGGAAUGGAUGUGGGAGGGGAAUACACAUAUAAACUGACAGUCUUUGACAUUGAGGGCCUUGAGAGCUCUGAUACUGUCACCAUUACAGUUAGAGACAAGCCAAAGGCUAGAGGACCAUGUUUAGCAGAGGCCGAUGUUGUGUUCAUACUUGACUCUUCUGGAAGUAUUGGAGAGGACAGCUUUGAGAAAAUGUUGGAUUUUGUGCGAGAUGUGGUUGAAAGGUUUGACAUUGAUGGCGGUGCAGUUAGAAUUGGGUUAAUUACUUACAGUGAUGCGGCCGUAUCAGUGUUCCGUCUAAAUGAGCACAAAACAACCGAGGAUGUAGUGAAGGGUCUAAAGCAGGUGGAAUACAGGUAUGGACUGACUCACACCUCUGAUGCACUUCGAUUGAUGAGAACCCAGAUGUUUACAGAAGCUGCAGGGGACAGGCCUAAUGUAGUAAAUGUGGCUAUUAUCAUCACUGAUAGCGAAUCGAAUGUGAAUCAUGAAAUGACUGUUCCUGAAGCUAGGUUGGUAAAGGAGGAUGGUAUCACUGUACUAGGAGUGGGUAUAGGACUAUCUGAGAGACGUCAUGAACUUGAAGGUAUUGCUUCUGCCCCACAGUUGGUCCAUUUUGUCCACGACUAUGAGUCUUUGAUCAACAACACUGCUAGCUUAACUGAUCCAAUAUGUGUAGAUGACCAGGAUUGUGCCUCCAUCCCAUGUGAGAAUGGUGGUACUUGUAUUGAAGGACUUGGUGGAUACACAUGCAGAUGUAAAUAUGGCUUUGGUGGAAAAUCGUGUGAAACUAAGUGCCCCAAGGAGGCAGAUAUCAUAUUCAUUGUUGACUCAAGUGCCAGUGUGGGGGAGCAGAAUUUUCAGCUCCUAAAGGAGACUGUCUCUACCAUGGUGGAGCAAAUGGAUAUAGAGUCGUGUGGUAUACAGGUGGGAAUGGUCACCUACAGUACUGCAGCUAGGAUUCAAUUCCAUCUAAAUGCUCACAGAACAAAGGUUGGUAUAUUGAAUGCUGUGGACAGUGUGAAUUACAUGGAUGGUUAUACACAUACAGCAGAUGGUAUUGCAGCAGCACACAAACAGAUGUUCCUUACUAGGUUUGGAGACAGGCCUGAUGCAAGAAAUGUUGCUGUUCUUUUAACAGAUGGUUACCAUAACAUCAACCUGGCUAAAACAUUGCCCUCUGCCCGAGAAGCCGAACAAGAUGGCAUCUACGUAGUCACAAUAGGUGUCGCCAUUCCUAACAAACGUGAAAUGACUGAGAUCGCAUCAUUGCGCGAUGAGGGCUCAUUCUAUGUGGACAUAUUCCGAGAUGCCCCAAACACAGUGAAGCGAGUUAGAAAACUGAUCUUUGAAGAUGAGGACCAAUGUAAGGGAAAUCCUUGUAAGAAUGGAGGUAAAUGUGAGGAUGGUAUCAAACAGUUCAAAUGUACAUGUCCAGCUGGCUACUCUGGAAAGACAUGCGAGAGAUCUUGCGAAUCAAAGUCUGAUGUCGUCUUUGUGGUGGAUGCCUCUAAUCGAGUUGGCAGGGACACGUUCAGAUUGGUCAAGGAAUUCAUUACGCAGAUAGUAGAAGAGUUUGAAUUUACGUCAGGAAAUACAAG